ACUCUAAUCCUUUUCUACAAUUGACGAAGAGAAAUGAAAAACCAACCAACCCGAACUUCAAUUUUUUGGAGUAGAGAAAGACAGAAGAAGAAGAGGAAGAAAUCAUGGGAAUCUACUCGACAGUGAUGGACGCCGUGACAGAGGUGACGGGGCUAUCCCCGACGGCAUUCUUCACAAUCCUUGCCAUGAUGGUGGUUGUCUACAAAAUCGUUUGCGGCAUGUUUUUGGGUCCUGAAGAUUUUCGUCAGAAGCCGCCUAAGGAGCCAGUUCAGCUGGGAGAUGUUACGGAGGAAGAGUUAAGAGCUUACGAUGGCUCUGACCCCAGUAAGCCUCUCCUUAUUGCCAUCAAAGGCCAGAUCUACGACGUCUCUUCCUCCAAGAUGUUUUAUGGCCGUGGAGGGCCUUAUUCGAUGUUUACAGGGAGGGAUGCAAGCAGGGCCUUAGCCAUGUUGUCAUUCAAGCCUGAAGACCUGACAGGGAACAUUGAAGGCUUGAGUGCUGAGGAGCUUGCUGUGUUGGAGGAUUGGGAAUAUAAAUUCAUGGACAAGUAUCCCAUUGUUGGACGGGUUGUUCCAGCAGCAAAUACCACUACAAACGGAGAUAAAGUACAUCUUCAGGACCAAGAUGUAAACGGGCUACAAAAACAACAGAUUUGAUUAUGAUUCCAAGCUUACAACACUUUUUGCAGUAACAAUUUGUACAACUCAAUUCAAGCUUAGAACCUUUGUUUGCCCACUCUUCACUUAAUGUAUCUUAUCCAAGUCAAAUUCGGCUUAAUGAUAGCCGAAGUGAUUCAACUCAGCCCAUCAUACUCUUAUUAAAUAAACAAAAGUUGAAUUAGCCACA
Molecule: messenger RNA, 846 nt
Organism: Theobroma umbraticum
Lineage: Eukaryota; Viridiplantae; Streptophyta; Magnoliopsida; Malvales; Malvaceae
Product: putative steroid-binding protein 3
Cellular component (GO): endoplasmic reticulum; endomembrane system; membrane
Source: RefSeq, a predicted model, not a curated record